This is a messenger RNA of Punctularia strigosozonata HHB-11173 SS5, 593 nucleotides long. Its product is annotated as 2r-phospho-3-sulfolactate synthase coma. The record is from RefSeq and is a predicted model, not a curated record. NCBI's taxonomy places the organism in Eukaryota, Fungi, Basidiomycota, Agaricomycetes, Corticiales, Punctulariaceae. Bases 18 to 593 code for a protein of 191 amino acids. The transcript has 5 exons.
AACACGACAGUGACAACAUGCUGAGAGCUCUCGGAAAGCAAACUAGCGUGAUUGCCCGAGUUCGCGCCUUCAGUACGACGACCCCGACGCUCACGACGCCUGCUACCCCCUUUUCGUUCUUGCCGGCCAAUUCUUUGGCUCUGAAACCAAAGAAUGCGGGAACGGGCCUCAGCAUGAAAUCGCGCGAGUCUGGCAUCACCGAGAUUCGGGGUCCUUACUACGCGCCCGUCACAAAGACAUACUUAGACGAACUCCUCGGCGACUGGGGCGAAUAUGUUGACGGUGUCAAAUUUGCUGGAGGUGCAUUUAGUCUCAUGCCGGAAGACCGACUGAAAGCGCUUAUAGAUGUAGCACACAAACACGAUACGUAUGUGUCUACUGGCGGCUACAUCGAACGCGUGCUAGCAGCAUCCGCUGGGAACAAUAAUGUUGUCGAAAAAUACGUGAAAACGUGCCGCGACAUGGGAUUUGACGUCGUUGAACUUUCAUCUGGCUUCUUGUCGAUUCCGACGAAGGAUUGGGCCGAGUUGAUAGCUCUCGUCACCAAGUAUGGCAUGAAGGCUAAACCUGAGGUCGGGAUCCAGUUGUCAUGA